Messenger RNA from Trichoplax adhaerens, 2067 nucleotides. RefSeq lists its product as uncharacterized. The coding region runs from base 1 to 2067 and encodes 688 amino acids. The transcript has 10 exons. Gene Ontology annotation, biological process: potassium ion transmembrane transport; proton transmembrane transport. Gene Ontology annotation, molecular function: potassium:proton antiporter activity. Gene Ontology annotation, cellular component: membrane. NCBI's taxonomy places the organism in Eukaryota, Metazoa, Placozoa, Uniplacotomia, Trichoplacea, Trichoplacidae. The record is from RefSeq and is a predicted model, not a curated record.
AUGGCAUUCCUCUUUUUAGCGCUAUAUUCGCAAUUAGGAAUCAGUUUUAAUCAGCCUUCUAACAAGAAUAAGCCCAAUGCGCAUAAAUCAAACCGAAAUAAUCAAUCUAUAUCCAAAGCGAAUGAUACGCGCUAUUUUAAGCGUUGGAAUGCUCGAACAUGUGUCGCUGUUGAAUCUCUACUACAAACUAAUCGUAAAGUAAUUAAUCAAUUAGGUGAAGCGAUCCAUAAAGUAGAAGAUAAUCAAGGAUUAGGUGAAAAAGAGAAACGGGUUCGUGCCAAUACUUUCCGUAUAUUUGUACGCGAGUUACGUGAAAGUGAGCAAACAUUUUACAGCUCAUUAAAUAGCUUACGACGAAGUUUGAGAGGUGGCUAUCAAAGCAUUGAAGGCUUUAAAUUAGCAUCUAAACGACGACUAGAAUCAUUACGUAAAGCUGCAUUAAGAGAAGAACAAGAGUAUAAUGCUAUUCUACAAGCUGAACGUUAUAUGGACGCUGUUGAAAAAGUAGAGAAAUACGAAAAUCAAACUGAUCCAACCGAUAGUGACGAUUCUGGUGCAAUGGGGAAAAUUAUGGACGAUGUCGUACAAGGUUUAAUUGUUGCUGCUGAUCGCUUAGAAGCAGAAUUGCAUGAAGAUAUUUUUGAACAGACUAAAAAAUUAAAAGGUGCAAGAAUACAAGCUGUCAUUAAAGUCGAUGCUGACGCCCUGGACAAUUCCAAACAUCAGAAAGGAAGCCAAGAAGAUGGAGCUGAAGAUCGCGGAUUAUCCAUUUUGAUUGAUUCUAAAAGUAAUCAAUAUGUCCUCAGUAAACCCAAAGAUGCUACUAUACCACAUGAAGAUCACCAUCUUAUACAAGAUAUUGUUUUUAUCAUUUUAAUGGCUUUCCUUUGCGGAUGGUUUUGUUCCCUAUUAACCUUACCAGCCAUGUUUGGUUUUAUCUUAUGCGGUAUGAUUCUUGGCCCAUCAGGAGAAAAUGCAUUAAAGAAUUUAGUUCAAAUUGAAACCUUAGGAGAGUUUGGUGUCUUGUAUAUUUUAUUUGUUGUUGGCAUGGAAUUUUCACCAGAUCGUGUUAAAAGGAUAUGGAAGACUGCUGUCUUUGGCACAGCUGCAGAACUACUGGGCUUAGUUUCUGGUGGUCUCAUCUUGGGCGCUAUCUUCGGCAUUAAACCCAAUCAGACAUUUUUUGUUGCAGCUUCGUUAUCUAUUUCCAGUACACCUCUUAUUGUAAAAUUUUUUCAAAAUACACCUCCCAGUGGAAGAUGCCCAGAAAAGGACUAUGAGAGUCAUUUAUUAGGCGUUCUCGUCAUGCAAGAUGUUAUGCUUGGCUUAUUAAUUGCAAUCUUGCCUGCGCUAGCUGGAAAAACAGCAACAGCAGACGGUGGAGCCAUGGGUACAGUUAUGGUCUGCCUGAAAUUAAUUGGAUCAUUGGUUGGCCUUGUCCUAUUGUGCUUUAUAUUAAGCAGAUACGUUGUUGGCCAUUUUUUUAGACUAAUUCAAAAUCUGAAUAGCAAUGAAAUGCUAUGCAUUGCAGCACUAGCAUUGGCGUAUAGCAUGUUACUGAUAACGGAUGCUCUAAAUGUCUCCAUGGAGCUUGGCUGUUUCAUGGCCGGUGUUAUGAUAAGUGCUCAAGGUCACCAUAUGGCUGAAAAGAUUACAGAGCUGAUAGAACCAUUACGUGAUUUCUUUGCAUGUAUAUUUUUUACAUGUAUGGGUCUUCAUUUAUUUCCAACAUUUAUUAUGUACGAGUGGACAAUUCUCCUGACUGUAACUUUUGCGGUUGUUUUUUCUAAGUUCCUCAUUGGAGUAACAGUCAUGACGUGCUUGCUACCAAGAACAUAUAAUAUCCAUUGGAUUGUAGGAGCUGGAUUAGCACAAAUUAGUGAAUUUGCUUUUGUUUUAGGUUGUAGAGGACAAGAGAUGGGUCUUAUUUCUCGCGAGAUGUACUUAAUUAUGCUGACUAUCACCAUGUUAAGUUUCUUAAUUGCCCCAUUUAUCUGGAGGGUUGCUAUAUGGAAGUUUGGUCAAGAUGUAAUCUUAAAGCCUACUUCUACCGUGCCGGCUGUUUAA